UUCUCCAGUUUACGUCCCUUAACACCGCAGAAGAAGAUGGUCGUUUCACUUUUUGCAGUGCCUUGAGAGCCACUGAUGUUAGCCGUUCAGACUGUAAAAGAGUGCAUGACCACAAAGAUCGGUGAACUCCCCAUCCCACUCCUCACGUUUGACUUGGAAAAUGAGUUCUUCCUCCCCCUUCAAAACGUCAGAGUGGACCUCCCUCACUGCAACGCCAAGCACCUGGAGUUUCUCUUGAUACCACGAGCCUCGAUAAGUCCUGUAUGAGUUUGUGUUCUGCAACAGUGAGAUUUGUUCACCAUUUGGAAUAUACACCUGUCAUCCUCGAGCAUUGGUUGAUCCAGAGAGAGCCGUUACUGGGCUGGAAAUAAUGCUUAUUGUUGAGGAGGGAGAAGAUCUGAUUCAUCCGUUUACUCUUGUUGACCAGGGUGUUGGCAGAAAGCCUCUGAUGUACUGAAAAAUGCUUCUCAGACCAGAGAUGCAUUUAUUCAGUCUAUGUCCUUUCAUCGUGGUGGUCCACAUGCAGUACGCAGAAGUGAAUUGUUGGAUGGUGUUAUUACCCUCUAUCAAGAAAAUCAGGCAAAAGUAUUUAAAGAAUAUCCUUUUCGGAUGAAGUUUGUGUCAAAGAAAGCUAUCGAUGCUGGGGGAGUUUCUCGCGAUAUGUUCUCAGCAUUCUUUGAAGAAAUGUAUAAGGUGUAUUUUGACGGAGCAAACCUGCUCAGUCCAAUUGUUCACCCAGGAAUGGAUGUUUCCGUCAUAUCCAUCAUCGGAGCAAUAAUUUCGCAUGCUUAUAUUGUUACGGGAAUUCUCCCAAUUCGAAUAGCCUUUCCUACCUUGGCCCGUUUUUUGUUUGGUCCAAGCAUUACAGUUUCAUCUGAGGUCCUUGUUGAUACAUUCAUUGAUAGCCUUAGUCUCUAUGAGGCUAGUAUUAUGAAGUGAGCAAGUGCAGAAGCCAAAGAAAAGCAACCAUCAUUUUCGAGUGAUUUGAUGCCUCUUGUUAUAUCAGUAUUUAGUCGCUUUGGAGUGAGGCAGCUGCCGACUCCACUUAAGUUUCAACACACACUCAGCCAAGUUGCCACCUAUGAGUUUUUCUCUAAGCCAUCCGCUACCCUCUCGCUCUUACAUUCGGGUAUACCAGAACAGCAUCGACCUUUCUGGAGGGAGUUGAGUGUUGAUGAUCUGUUCACAAUCUACUGUGCUCAGACAGUUUCUGUGGAAACUGUCCUUGGAAUGCUUGAGAAUGCUGUUGGUACAAAUGGCAAUGAAGAACGCAUUUUAUGCUAUGUUCGUCUGUAUGUUGGCAGCAUGAACUCUGACACACGUUGUAGUUUCCUAAGAUUUGUUACAGGCAGUACAGUCUGCUCAUCACCCACAAUUGAAAUUUCGUUCAAUAGCUUGUCCGGGUCUGCCCCAAGACCAAUAGCUCAUACAUGUGCACCAUCUUUGGAACUUUCAUGGACCUACAACAUGUACCUAGAAUUAAUGAAGAGCAUAAAGAUGAACAUCAUCAUCGGGAUCCAGAUGAUUUUGGUGCUCAAGAAAAUAAAAGAGACGAUAGUAGAGCACAGUAACACAUCGAUGCAUGUCACGCCAAAAACGUUAAUGCGCUGGUUGUGUAUUGAACUUCCAGUUAUCAUACUAUUUCGCUGAGUCCCCCUGUGCUCCAACAUAUGAACAGCAACGAGGUAAUUCUCCCGACCGUGAUCUGAACGUACUCUUGAUGGUAGCGAAUACUGACGAAUGGCUAAAAGAAAGAGGUCGUAAACUGUGCUAGCUCGAUUAUUUCCAGAACACUGUAAGUAGACAACAAGUCUACUGUACCCAUCAAUCCCACCAUGGGUAACUAAGCCUCAUCGCACUAAUUUGUGGUGGCCAUCUGCAAAAAAAUAAUAAUAAACAUCAGCAAUGUUAGUGUAAGUGCCACCAUGCAAUAGUGCAACAAUAGCACAUAUGUUGCGUGUGUUGUGCAGCAUUGAUAAGCAAAACACACAUGCACAUAAACCACUGCUAACAGGCCACUCGGAUAGGGAGUUUAGUUCAUCUUCUUCUCCUUCUUCAGAUUGAACUCGCGUAACUCAAAAACAAAAUAACAUACAGUAAUGAAAUUUUGUAAGAAUGUAGAUAUCCAUCACCCGAAGAGACUGGUCAUACUUAUUUCUUUGUAAACAACAACAAAUAGCCCCAGGCAAUACAUUAUAAUGGAAUCACAUGUGUCAGUAUAACUCACAAAUGGUAAGAGUAAUGGAACGAAACUUUGUAGACAUAAUGUAUUCAAUCACCAACACCAAAAUUACAACAAUACAUGUUUGUAAACAACAACAAAUAGCCUCAGGCACUUUUCUUUAAAUUUAGUUCUUCACUCCUCAAACUCUCCAAUGGUAGCACAAAGAGAUGAAACUUGGUAAGUAUGCCUAUUACAUCAUUUCCAUGACGAUUACGUUUCUAUGACGACCGCAUUUUGUUUGAAAAUGCCUCAGUCCAUUUUCUAUAAAACCAUUUCUUCAUUCCUCAAACUUGCUAAUUGUAGCACGCAUGGAGGAGAAACUUGGUGCGCUUGUGUAUUACAUCGUACUUCUUCAGUCCUCAAACUUGCUAACGGCAGCACACAUGGAGAUGAAACAAUCAUUUCCAUGACGACCACAGGCCUUUAUUCUCUAUUAUUAAUUUUAUAGGGCUUUCCCCCUUCCACAGAGAUAAUACGUAGUAGAGUAUAAUAUAAAAAUGAGUGGAGACAAGUAAAUUAAAAAUCCUGCGAAUUUAAAAAAGAGGCAUAUAGGGAUGGUAUAAAAAGAAAGGGAGACAAGAUAGGGAUGGGAUACAUGAAGCAUGGAU
Messenger RNA from Geodia barretti, 2832 nucleotides. Lineage: Eukaryota; Metazoa; Porifera; Demospongiae; Tetractinellida; Geodiidae. The record is from the annotation of a GenBank genome assembly.